UGGCUGGUUACGCCCCGCCCCCGCCCAUAAAAUUCAAUGGAAAUUUCCAGUCUGUCUACUCACACAGGAACCGGCGAAGAGAGCAGAGGAAGACUAUCAGCGGCCCGAAACAAGCAUAAAGAAGCACUAAAAGACAAUACUUUGGACUUUAUUCAUUGAUCUGACUGAAGAGCAUCUGGACCUACGUCACUACUUUUACACUUCUACCUUCAUCUAAUUCAAAGUCAUCAUGUCUCAGCAACACAUUAGCCUCCCAGCCAAGCUCAUUAAUGGAGGCAUUGCUGGCAUUGUUGGGGUCACUUGCGUCUUCCCCAUUGACCUGGCAAAGACCCGGUUGCAGAAUCAGAGACAAGGUCAGCAGGUCUACAAGAGCAUGAUGGACUGCCUUGUCAAGACAGUUCGAGCAGAGGGUUACUUUGGAAUGUACAGAGGUGCUGCUGUAAAUCUGACCCUGGUCACUCCUGAGAAGGCAAUCAAGCUGGCUGCUAAUGACUUCUUCAGACAUCGGCUCGCUAAGGAUGGAAAGGGUCUGACAGUGUUCAGAGAGAUGCUGGCAGGUUGUGGUGCAGGCAUGUGCCAGGUGAUUGUCACCACCCCGAUGGAAAUGCUCAAGAUUCAGCUCCAGGAUGCAGGCAGACUCGCUGUCCAGCAGCAAAAACCAGUCAUGAUGUCUCCCACUAAGCUCGUGACCACCAACACCAUGCUCAGCCGCUCCUACAACUCUGGCAUGGUGGUCUCAGCACCGCGAGCUGUGUCUGCCACCCAAAUCGCUAAGGAGCUCCUCCAAACGCAGGGAAUCCAGGGGCUCUACAAAGGCCUGGGGGCGACACUGAUGAGGGACGUGCCCUUCUCAAUCGUCUACUUUCCGUUGUUCGCGAACCUGAACCGUCUGGGUCAGCCCAGUCCUGGGGAGUCGUCACCCUUCUAUUGGGCUUUCCUCUCUGGCUGUGCUGCAGGAUCUACUGCUGCUGUGGCUGUUAAUCCCUGUGAUGUGGUGAAGACUAGACUGCAGUCACUGAACAAAGGAGCCAAUGAGGAGGCUUACAAUGGAGUUAUGGAUUGUGUGAGUAAAAUAAUGAGGAAGGAGGGACCAUCGGCCUUCCUGAAAGGUGCUGGCUGCAGAGCUCUGGUCAUCGCUCCUCUGUUCGGCAUUGCGCAGGUUAUGUACUUCGCUGGCAUUGGUGAAUACAUCAUGGACAACUCACCUCUGAGCCUCCUGUCGCCAUGAGCAUAUCAACUAGCUGGCUAUGCACGGGACCUUUCUGAGCAUCAGUGGUGGAACGACUGGCAGCUACUGUAUGAACCAUCAGUUUACAAGUCUUGUCUGAGUGAGUCAGAAAGACUUCAGGGUGUGAAGAGACCUAAGAUUUCAUCUUCUGUGGUCUGACAGCUGUGUUGCACUUAAAACACUUUUGUGACUUAUUAUUCAGAGGGCUGUGGCCAACGUUUGCACUUGAAGCUGUUAGCCUUACUGGACUGUGGGUGACUCAGAGUUGCAGUGUUUAUUCUUUCUUUGUCCCCAGCAGUCCUGUUGUUUCCCUCUGUGAGGGAGGGGAGCUCACUCCAUCGAAGAGACAGAUCUGUUUUUGUGUUUCUCAUGCGAUCACCUUUCAUAGUCGUCUGUAUGUGUAUGCUAAAUUAAUUUUAAUUUGAAUAAACUGCAGCAGCUUGCAGGGCUCUGUAUGUUUUUCCUCCAUUUCAGUCUGUCUCAUGUUACAAAGCCUUAAGUUGAAUAAAAAGGCUUAAAAUGGGAGAUACAAAGGGCCCAACUAACACCAUUCAAUGCAAAGGGAUUUUUUUAAUUUAUAUAUUAAUUUUUAACACAUUUCAGCAAAAACUGUCAGUGUUUAUAUGAGUGAUUAUGAACCUUCCUACUAACAUGGGACCAUUAACAUGCCAAACCAUCAAAGUGUCCUGCUACAUACUUGAUAUUCACCCUACAGUCGUUUGGUUGUUGGCAAAAAAUUGUAUCUUAAUAUCUGCAAAAACUUGAGAUGCAUCCAUGCACAUUAUAUGUAUGUAUGUGUUUUGUUUAACCUUGGUUGAUACAUUUAAAUAUGCAGACCUACUACUUCGCUAAAAAUAAUAAUAAUUUAAGUUCAUGCCUUAAAAUGAUCAGAUUGACAUUGAUCUGUGAAGAAAUGAGGCUCCUGGCCAAGAAAACAGCAUUAUUACUGUGACUGUGAGCAUGUGAAACAUUACUGUUACUAUAUAUAUAUUAUUUUUUUUGUGAUGGCUUUUUGUACAUACCGUUAUACAUACAUUAAAAUUUUGCAAUGCA
Molecule: messenger RNA, 2281 nt
Organism: Acanthopagrus latus (yellowfin seabream)
Lineage: Eukaryota; Metazoa; Chordata; Actinopteri; Spariformes; Sparidae
Gene: slc25a55a
Product: solute carrier family 25 member 55a
Exons: 10
Coding region: 230-1228 (332 amino acids)
Biological process (GO): malate-aspartate shuttle; aspartate transmembrane transport; L-glutamate transmembrane transport
Molecular function (GO): L-aspartate transmembrane transporter activity; L-glutamate transmembrane transporter activity
Source: RefSeq, a predicted model, not a curated record